CUGUCAACGUCGCGAAAAACGUUUGCUCAACAACAACUUGUCGAGCGCAAAGAGACAAAUACGCAAUGCCCGGCUCACCAACGCCAGAGGAGCGCAAGAAGGCCGACGAGGAGCUCAAGGCCAAAGAAGCUGCUGAGCAGGCCGCACUACCCUACAAAUGGACGCAGACCAUCAAGGACCUGGAUGUUACGAUUCCCAUUGACGGCAAAUACAAGGCGCGCGACCUAGACGUCAAGAUUUCGAAAAAGGCCCUCAAGGUGGCCAUCAAGGGCCAAGAACCCAUCAUCGACGGCGAACUCCCACAUCCCAUCCACGUCGACGAGUCUACAUGGACCCUCGAGACUGUGCCGAAUGGCAAGGAGGUUAGCGUGCAUCUGGACAAGGUCAACCAAAUGGAGUGGUGGGCGCAUGUUAUCACGACCGCACCGAAGAUCGACACUUCGAAGAUCGAGCCAGAGACCAGCAAGUUGAGCGAUCUGGAUGGCGAGACGAGGGGAAUGGUGGAAAAGAUGAUGUAUGACCAAAGGCAGAAAGAGUUGGGGAAGCCGACGAGUGAUGAGCAGAAGAAGGAGGAGAUUUUGAAGAAGUUCAUGGCACAGCAUCCGGAGAUGGACUUCUCUAAUGUGAAGAUGGGAUAAAAGAUCGUGCCAACAAUACAAUGAAUUCCUGAAAGGAUGACCGAGCCCACCU
This is a messenger RNA of Westerdykella ornata, 690 nucleotides long. Its product is annotated as CS-domain-containing protein. The record is from RefSeq and is a predicted model, not a curated record. Gene Ontology annotation, cellular component: cytoplasm. Lineage: Eukaryota; Fungi; Ascomycota; Dothideomycetes; Pleosporales; Sporormiaceae. The transcript has 2 exons. The coding region runs from base 66 to 638 and encodes 190 amino acids. Gene Ontology annotation, biological process: protein folding.